Molecule: messenger RNA, 1205 nt
Organism: Nasonia vitripennis (jewel wasp)
Lineage: Eukaryota; Metazoa; Arthropoda; Insecta; Hymenoptera; Pteromalidae
Product: alpha-ketoglutarate-dependent dioxygenase alkB homolog 4
Exons: 5
Coding region: 138-1013 (291 amino acids)
Biological process (GO): oxidative demethylation
Molecular function (GO): oxidoreductase activity; demethylase activity
Source: RefSeq, a predicted model, not a curated record
UAUGAAAAAAUGUCCCUGCAGCGGCCGCUACUCGGUCUCGUACUUUAUUGCCUUGCGUUUUUUGCACGUUAAAGUUAAGUUUUAAUAUAACUAUUUGCACGAAAAAGACAUUUUAUUUGUUACCGCAAUAAAGCAGUAUGGAGACUGUACGACCAUGCGGUUGUAAAGGUAUACGAACAUGUUUAAUAUGCGAAAAUGAGUAUUCCAUUUCGAAGCCGGAUCUCGCAGCUGACUUAAAGAAAUGCCCGAAUUACGUUUACUGCCCUGAAUGUAACAAAGCUUGGCCAGGAUGGGACAUGAACUUAUACAAACAACACCCCAGGCAUUCUGGAAUUCCAAUUGAAUUUCCUGGCACAUAUAUCAAGUUGGACUUUUUAAACCAAGAUGAACUGAAAUCUUUAGUGAACAGUUUGGAUCUAUUACCUUGGGAAAUAUCACAAAGUGGUAGAAGAAAACAGAAUUUUGGGCCUAAGACAAACUUUAAAAAAAAACGACUGCGAAUGGGAAAUUUCAUUGGUUUUCCAGAGAGCACUAAAUUUGUACAAGAUAAAUUUAACGAUGUCAAAGAACUCAAGAAUUUCCAAACUAUUGAACAAUGCAGUCUGGAGUAUGAUUCCCAGCGAGGAGCUUCUAUUGAUCCACACAUCGAUGACUGCUGGAUUUGGGGGGAACGCAUUGUCACUGUUAAUAUUUUGGGAGAUUCGGUAUUGACGAUGACCCCAUAUCGAGGUUCCAGUAAUAAGUACAACUUGGACUGCGUUGAAAGCCUGCAAAAUCAAGCAGCACCAGAGCAAAAUAUCGUAGUGAGAUUACCUAUGCCAGAGGGUUCUUUGAUGGUACUCCAUGGAGCUGCCAGAUACAGCUGGGAACAUGCAGUUUUAAGAGAAGACAUAAACUUAAGACGCAUCUGCUUGGCAUACCGUGAGUUUACGCCCCCUUACCUACCUGACGAUAAAGGCAAUUGCAAUGAAGAAUCACGUGAAAUUCUCGAAAGAGCAUUGAACUUUUGGUGAUACUUUUUUCUACCGACUCUUAUAAAUUUGUACAUAGGUAUACGAAGUCCAAUUGAUUAUGCUAGUUGAAGCUGUUGUAAAUAUCGAUAAUGUAGCUAAACAUUGAAUAUCCGGCGAAUAUUUAAAUCUCUUGAAAAUGUAGAUGGAAUUAGCUGGUAAAAAAAAAGUUUCUUAUAAAUAUAUAAAUCGGUA